AUGGAAAAGUUUCUACGGGAAUGGAGGCAGGACGCCCUGAACAAGGCGCAAUACGACUCUGCCAUCUUCAUAGGCGACAAGCUGCUCGCUCUGACGAAUGACGACAACGACGCCUUUUGGCUCGCCCAGGUGCACUUUGCUACGGGCAACUACACGCGGGCGCACGCGUUCCUGCUGAAGCAGGACCUGAUCCCGCGCAGUCCGGCAUGCCGAUACCUAGCAGGCCACUGCCUGAUCAAACAGUCACGGUUCGACGAGGCGCUGUCCAUCCUCGGGGAGCGCAACCCGACACACCUCAUCUCGCAGGGGGGGCCGAGCCACAAGCGCAGCAAGUCCAAGCCGACGCUCUCUCGACAGCCAGCGGGCCGGCGCCGGAUCAUGGUCACCAACAGUAAUGACGGGACGGCAGACGACGACGACGAUGACUCCGCGGCGACGACGACGACGACGACGACGAUGGCGACGACGGCGACGACGGCCGAGGAGGCCGCGGACCGACGGUUCGAGGCGGCCAUGUGUUUCCUGCGCGGCAUAUGCUACGCCAAGCAGAACGCAUUCGACCGAGCAAAGGAGUGCUACAAGGAUGCCGUGCGCAUCGACGUGCAGUGCUUCGAGGCCUUCCAGCAGCUGAUGAAGAACUCGCUCCUGUCUCCGGAGGAGGAGUGGACCUUUCUCGAGUCUCUCAACUUUGACUCGGUGCACGUGUCUGCGGGGGAGCCGGCGGCAGUGCAGCAGGAGGCGGCCGACUUCACACGCAUGCUGUACACGACGCGGCUGUCAAAAUACCGCAACCCCGAGGCCUUUGAGAGCGCGUACGACUCGCUGUCGACGCACUACCGGCUGGGCGACAACCCGGACCUCCAGCUGGCGCGCGCCGACGUGCUCUACACGCAGUGUCGGUACCGGGAUGCCCUCGCCAUGACGAGCGCCAUCCUCGAGGCCGACAAGUACAACUUCUCCAUCUACCCCGUCCACCUGGCCUGCCUGUACGAGCUGGGCAUGCGCAACAUGCUCUUCCUCAUAUCCCACGACCUGGCCGACUCUCAUCCGGAGGAGCCGUGCACCUGGCUAGCCGUCGGGAUAUACUACCUAUCCAUCGACAGGAUCGCCGAGGCGCGGCGCUACUUCUCCAAGGCGAGCAUGAUGGACGCCCACUUCGGCCCCGCCUGGAUCGGCUUCGCCCACACCUUUGCCGCCGAGGGCGAGCACGACCAGGCCAUCUCGGCCUACUCGACGGCCGCCCGGCUCUUCAUGGGCACGCACCUCCCCCAGGUCUUUCUCGGCAUGCAGAACCACGCGUUGAACAACAUGACUCUGGCCGACGAGUUCCUCAAGACGGCGCACUCGCUGUGCCGCACCGACCCCCUCCUGCUCAACGAGAUGGGCGUGGUCAAGUACCACCAGGACCGGCCCCGCGACGCCGUAGCCUGCUUCACCCAGGCCCUCCGCAUGGCCGACGAGAUCGACAGCGAGCCGUCCGCCUGGCUCGCCGCCCGCACCAACCUCGGCCACGCCUUCCGCCGCCUCCGCAUAUUCGACCGCGCCCUCGCCGAGUUCGACGAGGUCCUCCGCCUCGGCGGCAAGGACCCCUCCCUCUUCUGCGCAAAGGGUCUCAUCCUCAUGGAGCUCGACCGCCCGGACGACGCCGUCGCCGUCCUCCACGAGGCCCUCGCCAUGAACCCGCAGGACACCAUGGCCACCGAGCUGCUCAACCGCGCCCUCGACGAGACGGCCCUCAUGGACGGCGCCGUCACCACCCUGGCCGGCGAAGCAGACCGGGACGCCCUCGACCACCUCGCCGACUUUGAGAACCACCUCGAGCACCGCAAGCUGCAAGCCUCGCUGCGUGUCAACGGCCGCCCCGACGCCAACGGACGACGGCGGCCACCUGGCGGCGGCAUUCUCGACAAGGGGAAGGAAACGGUCGGGCGCAUGAGGACUAGAGGGAGGGUAUCCCUGCUUGACGACGACGAGAGCGGCAUGAUGGAGGUGACGGAUGACGAGAACUAA
Geosmithia morbida is the source of this 2010-nucleotide messenger RNA. RefSeq names its product anaphase-promoting complex subunit 6. The record is from RefSeq and is a predicted model, not a curated record. Gene Ontology annotation, biological process: cell division. Lineage: Eukaryota; Fungi; Ascomycota; Sordariomycetes; Hypocreales; Bionectriaceae. The transcript has 2 exons. Gene Ontology annotation, molecular function: protein binding. Bases 1 to 2010 code for a protein of 669 amino acids.